UGUUUACUUUAUCUGUAUACAUUUUGUUGAAGAACCUACAGUGGCAGUAUUAGUCGGCCGGAGUCUAGAUCCCUGUGGAGUACUUCCACCAUGAGUAUCCCCCACUCCAUCCAGGAAGAGGAUGAGACAGAGGAGUCGGAGGAUCAGACAGGACAAGAUCCUAGUGAUGAGGAUAGAGGAGAAGAGAUAUCCUACACAGAUACAGGACAAGAAAACCAUAUCAAGUAUCCAGCACCGGGUCCCAGGGAGGAGCUGGCUCCAAACGUGUUUAAGGUGGAUAAGAUGAACCUGCCACCGGUAUGUGUGGUACAGAAGGAGGAUGUAACUAAAUCAGCUAGUGUGAGAAAACCCGGGCACAGCACUAUUCAGACAGGUAAAGAACAGGACAGUCGUACAGAGGACAUCAGACCUGUAAGUAAGCAGGUCAGAGUUGAUGACAUACAAAGCAGAUUAUCUCCUGAACUGGAGACCUUUCUCGCUCAGUACAGUGAUCUUAAAUCUGACGUGGAAGCGAGCUUGAUCCCAGAUCAGACCUGGGAAGAGAUUACUAAACCCAUAGGUCAAUUCAGACCCAAGGCAAGAUACUCUGCUGACAAACCUCAGGGAAUACAGGGUCAGAAACUACAUAUCACAGAAGGGAAUGAUGAGCCGAGUAUAGCUAAUCCAACUCCUACAAUGCUGCCUGCUCAUUUGAAUAGAAAACAGAGAGCACAUUAUGAGAAACUCCAAGUGACUUUCCGUGCCCCAGAAAAGAAUCUUCCAGGAGCCCAGUUUUGGAAAGAUUUAAAUGCAGAUAAGUUGGUAUCAGAAGCUGUUUCACAGGAUCUGUUCAUCAAGACACCAUUCGGUCAUACCUUCCCAAACGAAUGUGAGAAUCAACAGAUGUCUCCUAUCAAAGCUUAUCUUGAUGACUAUUCUCAUCAGAGUGAUGCUGCAUUAGAUGAGACAGGGUAUGAAAGUAUGGAGCAGUUGGAGAACUAUGACAACAGUCCAGAGUCAUUGUCUGACCUGAGGAACAAGCUGAGUAAGAUUUGCAGUGAGGAGGUCGAGUCAGACCCAGCUCCACGUCCACCGUCUCCACCUGGUGGAACGGACAUGAUUGAAGUAUCCACAGAUCCUAGAUUCUGGAAAUCACAUGACUCAUCAGGCAGGGAUUCGUCUCGAUUGUCUGCUGAAGUUUUAUCAAGAAUUGAGAAUUGUGCAGGUCAGAAUGUCGACAUGUUACAGUUUGCUGAUGAAAACAGUAGCUACGAAGAUGAACAAUUUCAUGAAGAUUACAAAGAGCCCUCCUAUGCACCAAGCCUAAUAGAUCGCUAUCACUCAAAAAAUGAAGAAAAUAUUGACUUCUUCAGAUGUGUUUCUAGAGGAGGUCUGAACAAUAUACAAUCACUGAGGACAGAAGAGGAGAAUAUUGCUAGAUCCUUUGCUAGAACAGACUCUAGGGAACACACAGUUGAUGAUGAAACAGUCGAUGCCAACUUACUCUUUUUCAAAACAGUAGCAAGAUAUCCCGAGUUUAAUGAGCAGGAGAUUGAGACCACUGACUCUAAGGUUGUCAAGUCGAGAUGUGGCAGGAGGAGUCCGGGGUUCAUUCCUGAUGAUCCCAGCAACUACAUCAGUGGAGAAGUAGCUCACCAAAACUUAGAAUUCUUCCGAGCUGUAGCCAGAGACACCAGCUUCUUCAAGUUACCUGACAAGGAGGACCAGGACAGUGAGGACAAUUCUGAUGAAGAUUCUACACCACCAAGAAAUAAGCUUGAAGCUGAUUCUUCCCUACAGAACGACACAACUAGCUGUCACAAAGACAGGUCUCAUCACCAUACCAAAAUGCCUAGUCAGAAACCAGCUUCCAAAAUAUUGAAUCGCUUUCAACGCAAGACAUUAGCACAAGAUCAUUUGGACAGUCAAAAGACGGGUCCUCCUCAUCUGUCUAAGUUGUACUCCAAAAGGACUGAUGGCCUCAGUCUCUUACAACCAGUGGUGUCUCCCUGCAAAGCCAAGGAAAACAUGGACUUCUUUUUACAAGUCUCUAAGGAUCCUCAUUUCUAUAAGAUUGCAGAAAAACCAGAAGUACCAGUAAUGGUAGCUCCGAAUAAUAAACCAAAGUCAUACAAAGGCAUCAAUGUCAACAGUGGGCGACCCAUAGGCAAGAAGGGACUAGGCUUCAAGUCACGACUUACCUAGGGCUUCAAGUCACGACUUACCUAGGGCUUCAAGUCACGACUUACCUAGGGCUUCAAGUCACAACUUACCUUGGGCAUCAAGUCACCACUUGCCUAGGCAGUUAACAGCAACAAAAACAGCUUAGAAAUAUAGGAGAGUAAAAUUAGUUAUACUUGACACAAAAUCACAUGGUCAUCUUUCUUAGGGUUAUCUAGAUGUGUUACACCUUUGAACCUGCGUUGUCUUUUUAAUGACUCGGAUGUCCCAUGUUGGCCACAGAACUUAUUCAAGAUUUUAUCUCGUUAUUAUACACUAUAUACUUUACAGAAUUUUCAUACAGGUCUAUUCUAUACAAUAGAUUUUUACACUUGUUUAUAGAUUAUAU
Mizuhopecten yessoensis (Yesso scallop) is the source of this 2548-nucleotide messenger RNA. RefSeq lists its product as uncharacterized. The transcript has 3 exons. Bases 91 to 2184 code for a protein of 697 amino acids. NCBI's taxonomy places the organism in Eukaryota, Metazoa, Mollusca, Bivalvia, Pectinida, Pectinidae. The record is from RefSeq and is a predicted model, not a curated record.